AUGUGGUGGCUUGUGCUGCAUGUUGUUGACGCUACUAAGGAAUAUGAGAGGGAAAAGGAGCAAGCUGAGGAAUUGAGGGUAGCAUUGGUCACAUCUGCAUACUCAACACUCCCAACAUUUCUCACUCGGGACACAUGGAUUUUGUUGAUCAGGACAUGUGGGAGCCUCAUGGAGAUCCCGCUGCACAAAGUGCCACCUGCUGACUUCAAGACUGAGUUCCAUCCCUGCAGCAAUACCCCAUCGCUUUUCCAGUCGCAAGAAGAAUUUGGUCAGCAUGCUACUGCUACAAUGGCCCCUGAUCCACACCCAUGGCACCCAUUUAUCGAGGAGGGCGACUACUUGUUUGCUGAAAUAGCAUUGCAAGUGGGCCUCAAUGCAUCACAGAUCAAUGGGCUGCUUUCCCUCAUUUCAUGCAUCAUCCAAGAAAAGGCAAAUGUUACCUUGUGGAACGAUGUUGACCUUCAACAUGCAUGGGACAGGGUGGCCAUGCAGGUGACACCGUUUACACGACACAACAUGACUGCACCUUAUAAAGGAGAGAACUUAACAUUCCCAGUUUAUGCAUGUUCGUUAUGGGAGUGGGCUCUUGAUCUCUUAUCGAACCCCCUCCUUGCACCUCACUUCAUCUGGGAUGCCCAACAGGUCUUCCGACAUAAUGGCCAUGAGUAUGAGAGAUUCUACUCAGAACCAUGGACUGGUGAUCGCUGGUGGGACAUUCAAUCUUGUUUACCUCAGGUUGAAAAUGCAGCCCUAACUGUCAAGGGUUAUCCUGUCAUAGCUUGUUGUGGAAAUCUGCCCACAAACAUCAGGAAUGGAGAGCACUUUGGUGGUGGAUGUGUCGUCAGCUGGUUGCCUAUUGUUCCCAAGUCCACCAAAGAAGAGGGGAAGACCAGCUACACCAAUUACAAAUGCAUUAUUUGGCAUGAAGCAUUCCUUUGUAUCAUUGAUAGACUUGCCAAACUCUCAAAGCUAGGAUACAAAUAUGAGUGCUAUGACAAGAUCACUUGGUGGCUCUUUCCCUUGAUUCUCAUCUUAUCUGCUGAUUAUGAAGAACAAUGCAUGAUGAGCCUAAUUCGAGGCACAAAGA
Pisolithus orientalis is the source of this 1087-nucleotide messenger RNA. RefSeq lists its product as uncharacterized. NCBI's taxonomy places the organism in Eukaryota, Fungi, Basidiomycota, Agaricomycetes, Boletales, Pisolithaceae. The record is from RefSeq and is a predicted model, not a curated record. The annotation marks the transcript as partial. The transcript is spliced from 10 exons.